AUGGCCAGCUGGAUGGCCAGCUUUGUUUGUGUUGCUUACCUGGGGAACGCCUGGUAUCAUGGAGAAGAGCAAGCUGUCAGAGCCUGUCUUCAGGUCAACCCUGACAGGUCUCAGUUCUUCAGGUAUGACAACAUCUCUUUGAGCUGUGGCGAACAGUUGAACAACACUGGUUGGAAAGUGAAGAGGAAAACGCUCGCAGGGGGGACCAGACCCUGCUCCUCUGGCUGGGGCUAUGCCUCCUCGGGUUCGACUUGCAUCAUCGGACAAACCUACCCACCAGACAGCGGCGUGUACUGGUGUGAGUCUGUCAGUGGGGAGCAGAGCAAUGUGGUCAACAUUACCAUUACUGAUCAGCCUGUGAUUCUGGAGAGUCCUGCCCUUCCCGUGUCCGAGGGAGCCACUGUAACACUGCAUUGUACACCUGAGACAAAGUCCUUCAACCAGUUUUUUGAUUUCUAUAAAGAUGGCCACUGCAUCAAAAGGAACUCCACAGGAGAAAUCACCAUUAAAAGGGUUUCUAAAUCUGAUGAAGGACUCUAUAAAUGCAGCAUUUCAGGAGGUGAAGAAUCACUAGGCAGCUGGCUGGCAGUUGAUGCUUCAUCUCAGGAGUUUCCUUCAUCUACAUCUGCAGCUGAACCGGCCGCCCCCUGCUCUUUUUCUGUCUUAAGACUAGUAUUUCACCUGUUGGUGGGAACGCCUUACCUGGUGUCCACUGUUCUACUGGGGCUUAUAUACCGAGACAGGAGGAGAGCAGCUCAGAAUGCUGCAAAGAGAAUGAGCACGGAUCAUGUCAUCAUGGAAAUGGUUGUUUAACCAAACAAGCUGAUGAACAUGUACCACGAGGUGUCCUGAACGGUUUUUCCUGUCCUGAUGCCACUGCGAGUGCCUGCUGCGCAAUCUUUCUUCAUAUCUUACCACUUAUAGCCCUUUCAACAGUAUCUCAGGUCGACCUGAUGUGGCUCUAAUCGACUUUAAUCAUUUUCCAUUAAAAGGACCACUUAAUGUGCGUGAGGUCAUCAUAGCAAUGUGGACAAAAGACCCAUGACAUCAUUUGUAUGUGACGCCAACACCACGACAGGUUGAGGCGAUGGUUCACCUGCUUCGAUGUAUGACACCCGGUCAUUGGGGACUAUUGAUGAGUUAGGCUCAGAGAGAAAGGUUUGAAUUCAGUUAACAUCCACUCAUUUGAAUGGAAUUUUUAUCUGUUUGGAAAACCAAAAUUGAAUAACCAGAGUGCAAAACGAUGCAUACUUAAUUUACUUUUUUAGCAUCUAGCUCAAACAAACCGUGGGUUAAUAACCCUAGAUGGGUCACCAGAGACCUGUUGAAUGUUAGGAGUUUAAAAACAGAAAGAGCAUUUGUGUGUUUAGAGGAGACAAAGAUGUGUCUUAGUUUUUAUUCCUGUAAUGAGAUUUUUUUAAUCAAAUUUUUGUUUUUGGUUUAUUU
Pundamilia nyererei is the source of this 1446-nucleotide messenger RNA. RefSeq names its product Fc receptor-like protein 5. NCBI's taxonomy places the organism in Eukaryota, Metazoa, Chordata, Actinopteri, Cichliformes, Cichlidae. Gene Ontology annotation, cellular component: external side of plasma membrane. Bases 1 to 813 code for a protein of 270 amino acids. The transcript is spliced from 6 exons. Gene Ontology annotation, molecular function: transmembrane signaling receptor activity. Gene Ontology annotation, biological process: immune response; cell surface receptor signaling pathway. The record is from RefSeq and is a predicted model, not a curated record.